ACGAGUUUAUGCAAAUUUUGAACUUAACCUAUCAUUUUACUCCGAAAUGACACAACAAUGUGUCAAUUACAUUUGAAAAUUCCCAAAUUACUGAAUUAAGUUUUCAAUGGAAAUCACAAGUAUCGCAAGUUCUGCAUUAAUAUGUUCACUUGAUUCAUCAUAAAUGAGGAAGUGACGAUCACCAAGAUGAUACUUGGCCGCCGGAAAUUAAUUGUUAAAGCAACAAUAUGUGGAAUUUAUAUUAUCGCUCUUUUGUUGAUUGCGAAACGAAUGAUGAGAAUGUCAGAUGAAUUUUCGUCGAAUAAUCAGUCAACGUCUCACCAACAAUUGAAAACAAAUUCAUUGAGGUACAGAAACCUCGAAAGAUACUCCCCCUGGCUCGAGGAGUACGAGGCCCAGUUAAUCCCCGGUCUCGGUGACGAUGGCCGCCCGGCGACCCUCUACGGCAAGGAGAAGCUCCAGGCCCAGAAGGUCCUCGAGAAGAAGGCCCUGAAUGUCCUCUUGUCAGACAGAAUCUCCCUAUCGCGUUCACUCCCGGACAUCAGGGACCCCCUCUGCAAGAACAUUACCUUCGACGUGGAGACCCUCCCCACGGCCUCCGUGAUAAUUAUCUUCUACAACGAACCCCUGAGUGUUUUGUUGAGGACAAUCACAAGUGUAUUGAACAAUUCCCCGAAGGAGAUUCUCCAGGAGAUUAUUCUGGUCGACGACGCGUCGGACGAGGAUGACCUCCAGGGGAAGCUGGAGUACUACAUGACGAAGAGGUUCGAUGAGGAGAGGGUCAAGCUGAUCAGGCUGCCCGAGAGACGGGGCCUGAUCAGGGCGAGACUCAGUGGGGCCAGAGCAGCCUCUGGGGAGGCUCUCGUGUUCCUCGACGCUCACUGCGAGGUCAUUGUCCAGUGGCUCGAGCCACUCCUGAAGAGGAUCAGGGAGAAGAGUGAUGCUGUCGUCAUGCCGAUCAUUGAUAACAUCUCCGAGGAGACUCUCGAGUACUUUCACGAUAAUGACCUUGGGUUCUUCCAGGUCGGGGGGUUCACUUGGUCCGGACAUUUCAACUGGAUCAAUAUUCAGGAGAAGGAGAUGGUGGGGAGAGCGUCGAAGAUAGCCCCUGUGAGAUCUCCAACGAUGGCGGGGGGUCUCUUCGCCAUCAACCGCGCCUACUUCUGGAGAAUAGGAAGUUACGAUGAAAAAAUGGACGGGUGGGGCGGGGAGAACUUGGAGAUGUCCUUCAGGAUCUGGCAGUGCGGGGGGUCUCUGGAGACCAUCCCCUGCUCCAGGGUGGGGCACAUCUUCAGGAACUUUCAUCCUUAUAAGUUUCCCAAUGACAAGGACACCCAUGGCAUCAACACUGCGAGACUCGUCUACGUCUGGAUGGACGAGUACAAGAGACUCUUCCUCCUGCACAGGGACGAGUUCAAGGAUAAUGUUGAGAGGAAGAUCGGGGACAUCAGCGACAGGGUGAAGCUGAGGGAGAGGCUGGGGUGCAAGAGCUUUCGGUGGUACCUGGAGAACAUUUAUCCCGAGAAAUUCGUGCCUGAUGAGAACGUGAUUGCUUAUGGGAGGGUCAAGAUGAAGGAGAGGAAUAUUUGUUUGGAUAAUCUCCAGAGGGACGAGGACAAACCCUAUGACCUGGGGGUCUAUGGGUGCCACUCCAAGCUGUUCCCCAGUCAGUUAUUUUCACUGAGCAAUGCUGGAGAACUCCGUCGGGAUGAGAUAUGCGCAGUGGUGAACCUCGAGGACGUGAUAUCACGACGAGCAAAGGUGAAGAUGGUUGAGUGUCACGACAGGGGUGACGAGAAAGAGUGGAUUCUCACGGACAGGGGGAGUCUAGUCCACGUAUCCACUGGUCUCUGUCUCGAUGGAACUGGAGUUCGACCUGAGACCGAUGUCUUUGUCGCCCCGUGCUCCAACGUCCUCGGACAGUUCUGGCAGUUUGAUUUUUAUGGCGAUGGCGUCACCCCCAGAUGAUCAAUUCCCACUCAUCUGUCAAUUUUUUUGUAACUAUUGUUGAAAAUUGAACAAAUUCCCUUUUAUAUAUUCCUUUUCUGAAUACUUUUCAAAAUGUUGAACUAUGUGAUUUAUAUCUGGGAACUCGUGAAGAAUGUACUUAAUUAUUUUCAUAAUUUUUUGGAAUCAUUUCCAAUUUUUAAAUUUUAUAGAUUGAAAACAAUUUAUUUUCAGGUAAAAAGGGCUUGGACAAAUGCAUCAACGUCAAUUAACUAGAAAUUGCAGAUGACAUUAUUUUUAUAAUUUUAUAAAUGUAUAUUCACAAGUUAAUAUUUUAUAGCCAAAAUUUUCAAUUUUUUAAUGAAAAGUAAAAACUUUCAACUCCAAAAAUACCGAAAAAAUUCCAUCGACUCCAACGAAUCUUAUGAAUUCGAGGCAAAUUGGUACUCAGAUUUCCAUGUUACUAGCCACCAUUUGCCCCUAAAAUCAUCUGACACUAAUUACAUUGUCAAUAAUAAUGUGAGACUGAAGAUUGCUCAACUAAUUUGAAUAAAAAAUCAAAUUAAAAAAAAAGAAUAAAUUUUUCAAGUUGAAGAAAACAGUGGAAAAACCCACCAAUAAAUAAUUCCUCCCACAGUCACUCACUUGUAUCCAUU
This is a messenger RNA of Diachasma alloeum, 2603 nucleotides long. Its product is annotated as polypeptide N-acetylgalactosaminyltransferase 1. Bases 187 to 1968 code for a protein of 593 amino acids. NCBI's taxonomy places the organism in Eukaryota, Metazoa, Arthropoda, Insecta, Hymenoptera, Braconidae. Gene Ontology annotation, cellular component: Golgi apparatus. The record is from RefSeq and is a predicted model, not a curated record. The transcript is spliced from 4 exons.